AAAGAUUUCGUAUAAUACAGAGUUUAACCAAGUAAAAAAAAAUGUAUGUCACACAUUUUUGGAAAACUAAGAGUCAUUAAUAAUGGGGAUCUGGCAACCUGAAUAAAAUAAUGCGAUGCGCAACACUGCUAUGUUGUUUUAUCUCAUGAAUCCCUUAGCGCUGCUGUACAUUAUAGACUUCACAACAGAUAUAGCCCUAUUUAAUUACCAGUCAAAUAUAUCUCAUAUUGUCUCAUCCUUCCUGGAAAUAUCCUCCAGGUGUCUUUCACAUGUCGCUAGAGGGCAGCAGAUAAUCUGUCUUGUCUUCUCUCGUAAAGACAGGUAUAAUAGACAGGCCGACUUUUCAUUUGCACUGUCAUUGUUACUGCACCAGUGAUGGUAUCUCUUCAGGUGUUACGUAGUUUGUGCGUGUUUGCUAUCAUUAAACCUGUUUAUCAUGGUAGAGUUAUCUGAUCAUGUGGACUGAAGACUUCAACCGUCAAUCACAGUGGCGGACAACCUGAUCCAGGUAAAGCUGCUGGUGGAAGAGGCACUUCAUCCUCCCAAAAUAAGUGGAUUUAAUUAUUGCAGAUAAAACUGAUCAUCUUUUGCAAGACAUUAUACAUUUUAGAGGCCGUAUUUCAGUGAAGUCUGCAAUGUCAGCAUCAGUUGUGACAUACGAACAGCUCAAAGCUAUGCUGGCCAAUCACAGUGUGCAGCUUUUUGAUGUCAGGAAUCCGGAUGAAUUCCAGGCUGGCCGGAUUCCCGAUUCUGUCAACAUUCCUUUGGGACAGCUUGAGGAGUCACUGAAACUCCCAUCACUACAGUUUCAACAGCAAUUUGGGGUGAAAGCCCCUAAAAAGGAAGACAAUGACAUAGUUUUCCAUUGCCGAAGUGGGAAAAGGAGUUUGACUGCUCUUGAAAUCGCUCAUCGUCUGGGAUUCUCUAAGGCACGGCAUUAUGCAGGUGGAUACAUUAACUGGGAAGAGCAUGAGAAGAAGUAACAGGACAAAUUGAGCCGCAUUUUAAAAUCACUUUAUAUUACUUUAACUGAACCUUUAAUCUGGA
This is a messenger RNA of Carassius carassius (crucian carp), 1047 nucleotides long. RefSeq names its product thiosulfate:glutathione sulfurtransferase. The transcript has 4 exons. Gene Ontology annotation, molecular function: thiosulfate-cyanide sulfurtransferase activity. NCBI's taxonomy places the organism in Eukaryota, Metazoa, Chordata, Actinopteri, Cypriniformes, Cyprinidae. Gene Ontology annotation, cellular component: mitochondrion. The coding region runs from base 636 to 983 and encodes 115 amino acids. The record is from RefSeq and is a predicted model, not a curated record.